AUGUGGGGCCGACUGAACAGCCGUCUGAAACUUUCCGGCAUCAGGGCACCACGUCUGAACUCGGAGCGGAAGGCCACCAGGACCCUGGGGGUUAUAAUGGGAACGUUCAUUGCAUGUUGGCUGCCCUUUUUUAUCCUGGCUCUGGUCAAACCCAUUCUGGGGGAGGCAGUUGCACAGAGGGUACCUCGCUGGCUCGAGACUGUAUUUCUUUGGCUCGGCUACGCCAACAGUACCAUCAACCCAAUCAUCUACGCCAGAUUCAACCGAGAUUUUAGAACGCCCUUCCGAUACAUUCUGCAGUGUCGCUGCAAGAGUAUCAACGAUCGCAUG
Helobdella robusta is the source of this 330-nucleotide messenger RNA. RefSeq lists its product as hypothetical. The transcript has a single exon. The annotation marks the transcript as partial. Gene Ontology annotation, molecular function: G protein-coupled amine receptor activity. The record is from RefSeq and is a predicted model, not a curated record. Gene Ontology annotation, cellular component: membrane. Gene Ontology annotation, biological process: adenylate cyclase-activating adrenergic receptor signaling pathway. Lineage: Eukaryota; Metazoa; Annelida; Clitellata; Rhynchobdellida; Glossiphoniidae.